AUGCCAUCUCCUGUUUCAACAGACCCUCGAAUCUUGCGGUUUCCCAGAUCUGACGAGACUGGGUCUUAUGUACUCGUCCAUGUCUCAUGUACCGGCCCUGCGCCGCUUGAUCUGAGUCUGACGGCUACUGAGGGGGAAUCGCCCUACGUUGGCUUGGUGAAACAAACACGCUUGAAAGACCUUCAAGCAAAGAAUUACCAAGGAUCCAAUGAUGAAUGGGUUAAAACGGUCUCUCUCAUUCUGGGACAAUGUUCUGCUCCUCCUGACGAGCCCGAUUGGGCCACUGGUCUCGAAGCUUCGGCCAGCAUAUCGGGUUCUGAUGAAGACAAUAAGGAAAUUGUGAUCACUAUACGGAAGCGAGUGCAGACUAUCACGCAACGCCUUGGUGCUUUUACCCUCAGGCAAGAUGAUGAACAAGCCGUCGAGCUUUUCGAAUGGACAGGAAUCACUGCGGCUAGAGCUAAUAUGCUAGAGCAACAAGUGUCCAGCCUCACUGGCCGUUAUCGCCUCGCCGAAGACACCAUACAGAGGUUGAAUGAACAGCUUGAGGAGCUUAUGCAUGCGAAAACCGAGCAUGAGAAUCGACUGGUCGCCAAUUUCGUACAGGUCUUGAACGAGAAAAAGCUUAAAAUCCGCAACCAGCAACGUCUUCUGGCAUCAGCUACGGUGGAUGCCACCAAAGUCUCUGAGAUACAAGCUAGCAUUCCAGAGGAGUCACAUAGCACCGCCGAGAAAUAUCAUUCAGCGAAGAGAAGUGCUCGCAAGAUGAGCGACACAGACGACUCUGAUGGGUUCGAACAAAUGGAUAUUGAUCCAAUAAAGGCUGAUCGAGAUGCCUCUGGUAAUCAAGACACCGAUGACGAAGAGCAUUCCACCCCUCAUCCUUUGGACGACGAACAAAAUAAUAGCACGACGGACGAUGAUUCGUCUCAAGAUGAAUCUGCCCAGCUGAAGCGAGUCUCCCCAGCGAGAGACACCGCGCCACCUCAGAGAGAUUUGCCAUUUGCUAAAAGGACCGGCGGACCUAUCAAGACUGCUCCAACCCAGCCCAGUGAAGAUGCCGAAGAAACUGCGGGAGAGACGGACGACGAUGAGCUUUAA
This is a messenger RNA of Penicillium samsonianum, 1101 nucleotides long. RefSeq lists its product as uncharacterized. The record is from RefSeq and is a predicted model, not a curated record. The transcript is spliced from 4 exons. Bases 1 to 1101 code for a protein of 366 amino acids. Lineage: Eukaryota; Fungi; Ascomycota; Eurotiomycetes; Eurotiales; Aspergillaceae.